UAGAUUUGAUUAAUCAGCUUGGAAUACCCUGUUCCUGCUGACACUGUGGUUUUACCUCCCCACAAUUCCAAGAACAUUAAGCAGGGACGUCUUGGAAGCUUACUGGGCUCCUACUUUGAGCUAGACGAGGCUAACCCCCGAGUUGGAGCAUGGCUGCAGCCCUGGACCCUCAGAUCGACGCGCCCCUGGAAGUUGAGGGGUGCCUAAUAAUGAAGGUGGAGAAAGACCCCGAGUGGACAUCAGAGCCCAUUCUGGAAGGAUCAGAUAUUUCUGAAUCUGAGACCUUUCGCAAGUGCUUCAGGCAAUUCUGUUAUGAGGAUGUGACCGGACCCCAUGAAGCUUUCAGUAAACUCUGGGAACUUUGCUGCCGGUGGCUGAAGCCAGAAAUACGUUCCAAGGAGCAGAUACUUGAACUGCUGGUCAUUGAGCAGUUUCUCACCAUUUUACCAGAGAAGAUUCAGGCUUGGGCACAGAAGCAGUGUCCAGAAAGUGGAGAGGAGGCGGUCGCGCUGGUAGUACAUUUAGAGAAAGAGACUGGAAGACGAAGACAGCAGGUCAGCAGUCCUGUACACAGAAAGAAGCAAACCCCAGUUGGAGCAGCGUGGGAGGUGGCAGACUUUCAGCCAGAUCAGAUGGAGACCCAAGCCAGGGUAGUAUCUCGGGAGGAAGCUGGAAGCCUCCACUCAGGACACCAGGAACAGCUGAACCGAAAGAAAGAACAUCAGCCCUUACCCAAGAAUGCUCGACCUUCUCCGUGGGUUCCUGCCCCUGCUGGUGAAUGGAGCACCACAGAUCAAGAAGUGACAGCCACACGACUUCCUUCUGGGUCCCAGAAACCAUUGAAAGAUGUCCACAUGAUGAGAGGUUUUUUCUACAAAAGGAGUGUGCAUCAGAUUCCUGCUCACAGAGACCUCUACCGGGGUAUCAGGAAGGAGAAUGUUGGGAACAUGGUCUCCUUGGGUAGUACAGUGUCUACAUCUAACAAGAUAGCCCAGUUGGAACAAAGAAAGGAGCCAUGGACUCUAGGUCUAUAUUCCUCUAGUAAGAGGAAUAUCAAGGAAAAGUCAAUUCAUGCUAUUCAGAUCCCUGCAAGGAAUGCAGGAAAAACAUGGAGAGAGCAGCAACAAUGGGGUUUAGAAGAUGAAAAAAUAGCAGGUGUGCAUUGGAGCUAUGAGGAAACUAAGACUUUUCUUGCAAUUCUCAAAGAAUCUCGCUUUUAUGAAACACUUCAGGCUUGUCCCCGAAAUAGCCAGGUAUAUGGUGCUGUGGCUGAAUGGUUGCGAGAAUGUGGCUUCCUCCGAACUCCAGAACAGUGUCGGACCAAGUUCAAAAGCCUCCAGAAAAGCUAUCGAAAAGUGAGAAAUGGCCACAUGCUAGAACCCUGCGCCUUCUUUGAGGACAUGGAUGCUUUAUUGAACCCCGCAGCCCAUGCUUCAUCCACUGAUAAGCCAAAAGGGAUGAUAUCUCUGCCCAGACUGAAGAGAAUUGGCGUCACUUCUAAAGAACAGAUCAGUUUGGUGGAGGAGGAGGAAGCGGCAGAAGAUUCUGACGGUGAUGAAAUGGGCGUUGAAUUUGUCCGCAAGUCUGAGAUCCGUGGUGCCCCUGUCUUGUUUCAAAACCUGAGUGGUGUGCACUGGGGCUAUGAAGAAACCAAGACUUUUCUUGAUAUCCUCCGUGAGACUCGGUUUUAUGAAGCACUUCAAGCCUGUCAUCGGAAGAGCAAAUUGUAUGGGGCUGUGGCUGAACAACUUCGAGAGUGCGGCUUCCUGCGGACACCAGAACAGUGCCGAACCAAGUUCAAAAGCCUUCAGAAGAGUUACCGCAAAGUGAAAAAUGGCCACGUGCUAGAGUCCUGUGCAUUCUACAAGGAGAUGGAUGCCCUAAUUAACUCUCGGUCAUCUGCCUCUUCCACCAGCACCCCAGAAGAAGUCUCUUCACCCUUACGGCAAGAAAGAGAGGGUAUUGAGGUUGAACACGAGGAACCUACAGGCUGGGAAGCAGAGGAGACCUCACAGGAGGCAGUAAUAGAAGAUUCUGGCAGCGAGAGAAUGAGCGAGGAGGAAAUUAUACAGGAGCCAGAAUUCCAGGGACCUCCAGAUCCGAAUGAUUUUGAAAUUGGAAGUGGUAUCAAGGAGGAUCCAGUGCAGGUAAUAUAUAAGGAUGUGGAACAGCAUAGGGCAUUAAUAGAAAAGUCCAAAAGAGUUUCCCAGAAUACUGAUCUCGGUAAAUACCGCAAAAGGGAAUGCAUCUCAGGAAGACAAUGGGAAAACCUUCAAGGAAUUAAACAGGGAAAGCUGAUAUCUCAGCCUAGAGACGUAGGGAAAACCGUAGUGCAUCAGAGACUUUUCAUGGGGAAGAGACCCUACAGACUUCUCAAAUACGGAGAAAGCUUUGGAAGGAGUGCUCGUCUUAUGUGCAGGAUGACCCACCAGAGGGAAAAUCCUUAUAAGUGUAGUGUCUGUGGGAAGUGCUUUGGUAGAAGCAGGAGCCUAAUCAGACACCAAAGAAUCCACACAGGAGAAAAACCUUUUAAAUGUCUUGACUGUGGGAAAAGCUUUAAUGACUCCUCAAAUUUUGGUGCCCACCAGAGAAUCCACACAGGAGAGAAACCCUACAGAUGUGGAGAGUGUGGAAAAUGCUUUAGUCAAAGCUCGAGUCUUAUUAUACAUCAGAGAACCCACACUGGCGAGAAGCCCUAUCAGUGUGGAGAAUGUGGGAAAAGCUUUACCAACAGUUCUCAUUUCAGUGCCCACCGGAGAGUCCACACUGGAGAGAAUCCCUACAAAUGUGUGGAUUGUGAAAAAAGUUUCAAUAACUGUACAAGAUUUCGAGAACAUCGGAGAAUACACACUGGAGAGAAGCCCUACGGAUGUGCCCAGUGUGGCAAACGUUUCAGUAAGAGUUCAGUUCUCACCAAACACCGGGAAGUUCACGUGAGAUAAAAGCCUCUGCCACACCCUCCAUCUGUGUAUGCCUCAGAGAACCCACAUAAGGCAAAGACUGAUGAAUUCAGGAAAACUUUUUGAUGAUGAUCUCUUCUCUUCCUAAAUGUCCCUUUAGCCAUUAUACCCUAAUCUCACUCUUGGAAGCAAUCUUUUCUUAGCUAUAAAAUGUAAUUCCCAAGAUUAACUUGAGAAUGUAAAGAAACUAAACACUUUAAUUUCAUCCUGUUCUCACCUCUGCCUCUAACUUGAUCAGUCUGUUCCUCUCCUUUUAUGUAUCUCAACUUCUCCUUUAAUAAAGUGGAGAAGGUAAUUGUCUGAGUUCAGAAUGAAAGUCUCUUCAGUAUGUUGAAGCCACUGUUAUUGGAUUGCUAAGUCCAGCAGCAUUCAAGAUCCUUCCAUGUGGGUGAGUUGUUUUCAAAAAGAUAAAAAUGCUGAAAGUUUUUUUUUUUUUCUUUUUCAUUAUCUACUACAUGAGAUCCUGGAUGCAACUUGAUAACAGAUUUUCACAUUUGGGUAGAACUUCCAGGAGUCUGAUCAGAACUACAUCAAAUCCAUCUUGGUUUUGAAGAUAUUCACAAAAGGAGAGUGAAGAUUUUAUAGCUUUCUUCAGAAGUCUGUUACCGUGUACCUUUUUGUGUCAAGAAGUUGAUCCAAAUAGCUAGGGAAGAAUCCGUGUAUUGUCACUGAAAUCCUAUUACUAAUGUCUUGCCCUCCAUAGAGAUGAGAAGCAAUCGAUCACCCAGCGUCCUUUUCUGUACCCGAAGACUUGAAUCCCCUUGACUUCUGCUUCUCCAGUCUAUAAGUAAUUCCAGUUCCUUUAGCUGUUUCUCACAAGUCCUACACAUACCUCUUAAUUAUUCUGGGUGCUCCUUUCUGACUCUUCUGGACUACCAUGCCCUCUUCAGAUUGAAUGGGAUGCAUGCUCAUGAUGUGUCUCACUAAAGUAAAGUAGAAUUUCAGACACAUUCUAGGUGGACCUUGUAACUUCUCUGGCUCUUACCUAGAACAUGACUGGUAUGUUGACAUAUUUUAUACUUCCCACCCCACACUUCAGUAUAAUACUGUAUGGUUGUGUUUCUAAACUUUAAGGGGGUAUGGAAAAAGUGUGGUAGAGAUCUGAGACAUUUAUUAAUAAUAUUUCUAAGACCAGUUGGACUCCUUAGGCCUGCUUUAUAUCAGAUAGCUACCUCAGUCCAGGCCAACACUUCCAAGGCUGGCUGUGUUAAAUAUACCAGUCUCUCUUUCUGAGGCUUCUAGUCCGUGUUUGUAGGAUUAUAAACCAAAUUGUAGAGCCCUGAGUAGUUUAUACAACUCUGUAGCUCACUGAAUGAAAGUGGAAUUAGUUAUAAAAAUUUAUAAUCCAGACCUCUAUUUUUGUUUUUCUUGUUUACCUGUUUGUCUGCAAAUCUCUUUGAGAGUCCCUUGGCACUAGCCCAGUAAAUACUAGAGGAAAGG
This is a messenger RNA of Lemur catta (Ring-tailed lemur), 4400 nucleotides long. It is a transcript of the gene ZKSCAN2, whose product is annotated as zinc finger with KRAB and SCAN domains 2. The transcript has 7 exons. The record is from RefSeq and is a predicted model, not a curated record. Gene Ontology annotation, cellular component: nucleus. Lineage: Eukaryota; Metazoa; Chordata; Mammalia; Primates; Lemuridae. Bases 150 to 2942 code for a protein of 930 amino acids. Gene Ontology annotation, biological process: regulation of transcription by RNA polymerase II. Gene Ontology annotation, molecular function: DNA-binding transcription activator activity, RNA polymerase II-specific; RNA polymerase II cis-regulatory region sequence-specific DNA binding.